CUCGUUUGCAGUCUGUCAGCUCAGCUGAAUAUUAGGGUUGGGGAGAAGAGCAGAAAUGGAAGGGAAUAAGGACGAAGCAGAAAAAUGUAUUCGCAUAGCAACCAAUGCUCUUGGAGUAGGAGAUAAAGAAAAGGCUUUGAAAUUCCUCAAUAAAGCGGAGAAACUUUAUCCGACUGAUAAAGCGAAAGUGCUGCUGGACGCGCUGAUGAGGAACGGGAACUCUGCCGGGAACGGAGUGCACUGCAGGAGGCGGGCGGAGAGCUCCGAGAGCAGCCAGGCCAGAGCCCAGAAGGACAGCCAGGAUGCGGGGGGAGCGGAGCCAGCCAAGGGCUUCAGCAAAGAGCAGGUGGAGGGGGUGCAGAGGAUUAAGAAGUGCAAGGACUACUAUGAAGUUCUGGGGGUCAGCAAAGAGGCCGGCGAGGAUGAGCUGAAGAAGGCCUACAGGAAGCUGGCGCUCAAGUUCCACCCCGAUAAGAACCAUGCUCCAGGAGCAACUGAGGCCUUCAAAAAGAUCGGCAACGCGUACGCGGUGCUCAGUAACCCUGAGAAGCGGAAGCAGUACGACCUGACCGGAGGAGAGGACCCGGUCAGCCCGGGCCACGGUCACGGAGGGUUCGAGUUCCACAGGGGAUUCGAGGCAGACAUCACCCCUGAGGACCUUUUCAACAUGUUCUUUGGGGGCGGAUUCCCUUCCACUGCUGCACACACCUACAGCAAUGGCAGGCCACGGUACAGCCAGCAUCAUCCGAACCACACGCGGAGGGAGAGGCAGGAGGAGAGAGACGGCGGCUUCUCCAUGUUCAUCCAGCUCAUGCCCGUCCUGGUGCUGAUCCUGGUGUCCAUUCUGAGCCAUCUGAUGGUGUCAACUCCCCCGUACAGCCUCUACUCGAGACCGUCCACAGGGCAUAAUGUGAAACGGCAGACGGAGAACCUUCGUGUCAAUUAUUACGUCACCCGAGAAUUCAAAUCAGAGUACAAGGGGGCAGACCUGAAGAAAAUCGAGAAGGAUGUGGAGGAGGAGUAUAUUUCGAAUGUCAGAAAUAACUGCUGGAAAGAGAGGCAAACAAAGACGGACCUGCUGUACGCUGCAAGGGUCUACAGAGACGACCGUCUGCGCAGGAAGGCGGAGCUCAUGACCAUGGACAACUGCAAAGAGCUGGACAGACUAAAUGAUCUGUACCGUGGGGGAUGAGCCGGCCCUGUCUGGACUUUCUUUUAGAAUAUAUAUCAAAUGAAUAGGUAUACUUACAAAAACUAUGAACAUAGCUCAGAGGAAAACCAUCUUGGGGGAAAAAAAAAAACACAGGCCUUACUGUGGAAGUUGUUCUCUGUUGCCCUCACCUCCUCCACAGUGCUGCAUCGUAGUUCAUCUGAAGAAAAAAAAAAAAAUCUCUGUUUAAAAAAAAAAUGUGACCGCACCCUUUUCUUUUUGUUGGAAUAAGGUACCUGGAAUAAGAUUACGCUUUUCUGAAAAACACUCCACCCCAGAGGCAUGCUGUUGCUCUCCUUGGAUUGCAAGGAGAACGCCUUUCUCUUUGCAUUUCAUGCUUUUGACUUCCUUACCUGGCUUCCUGUUUUUUUCUGUUCUGAACACAUCUUUGGGUUUUUAGCAGAGGCUUGCUGAGCCCACAGACAUGUUAGUGUGGAGGGCAUACUGCCUCAGUCUCACGCUGUAACAUAAGGCACCAAGCGGCUCUAACUCUGAGCCAGAACAGUGAAGGAAAGGUGACCACAGUCCGAACAUGGGCCAAAGAGACAGUGCACUGAAACUCCACAGAGGAUGGAUAUUUAACUGUUUAAUUCACCAAUUAUGUACAAAUGUUCAUUUUGAAUGUCUUACGUUAGAGAGUAACUAUUGAGAUAUUUAGAAAACAAGGUUUGUCUCCAUUG
Messenger RNA from Megalops cyprinoides (Indo-Pacific tarpon), 1890 nucleotides. Its product is annotated as dnaJ homolog subfamily B member 14-like. The coding region runs from base 56 to 1192 and encodes 378 amino acids. The record is from RefSeq and is a predicted model, not a curated record. Gene Ontology annotation, molecular function: Hsp70 protein binding. Lineage: Eukaryota; Metazoa; Chordata; Actinopteri; Elopiformes; Megalopidae. Gene Ontology annotation, biological process: cellular response to misfolded protein. The transcript is spliced from 8 exons. Gene Ontology annotation, cellular component: endoplasmic reticulum membrane.